CCUGCCUCUGGCACGCGCCAUGGAAACAUCUCAAGAGACACGCGAAAGGUAAUGGCGAUCGAAACCUGCCCUGAUUAACCUUAUCGAUACGAUGCGGCGCAGCACAACACACAUCACAUGCAGCUGUUUAGCCUUGUUGCGGCAACCCUCAGCCUGGGCGCUUGUAACUUCGCUGCCUACACGAUGCCACUCUCCUCUCCAACAGCUAGUCCUCACUCGUUUGCUUCCUCGAUCGAUUUCUUCUAGUUAUGGACCCACUCAGCGUCACAGCCAGCAUCAUCGCAGUUCUUCAACUCUCGGCUAAGGUCCUUGGGUACUUAAAUGACGUCAAUAAUGCUUCAAAAGAUCGUGCAAACUGUGCUGUUGAGGCCUCAAACGUACACAGCCUCCUUCUCAGUUUAAGGUUUCGUCUCGAGGAGGGAAGCGCCGAUGCACCGUGGUAUACCGCUGUCCGAGCCCUUGGCGUCGAGAACGGACCGCUCGACCAGUUUAAGCAAGCGCUCGAAGCGCUGCAGACUAAGAUGACCGACGGAGGUCGAUUAAAGAAGGCAGGCGAAGCGCUAGUAUGGAAAUUCAAGAAGGAGGAGAUCACUAGCAUAUUAGAUCGAAUAGAGCGUCUCAAAACGCUAGUGGAGAUUGCGUUGCAAAUAGACCACUUAAAACUGUCCCAAGCUGUUAAAGAUGAUACCCACUUCGUUCGGACUCUCGUGCCCGCCAUACAAUCUGGAGUAGAUAAGAUCCAGCAAGACCAAGCCGACGUAAAGCACGGCAAGAUAAUGGAAUGGAUCUCACCUACUGACUACCCCGCUCAGCAAUCGGACAUCAUAGGUCGCAGACAGGAGGGGACGGGCCAGUGGUUUCUUGAUGCACCCGAGGUUGCAAGGUGGCUCGGCGAGUCGAAGAGCACUCUUUUCUGCCCGGGGAUCCCUGGGGCCGGCAAGACGAUGGUGGCUGCGAUUGCAAUUAAUCACCUCUUACAUUGGGUGCAGAACAGCCUGGUCGGAGUUGCGUACGUGUACUAUAACUACAAAGCACAGGAAGCGCAGGACGCCUCAAGCAUGUUGGCAGCCGUUGUCAAGCAGCUGGUGCAGGCCCAACCGUCGGCAGCGGGGCCUGUAGAGCGAUUGUAUAAGCAACAUGCCAACCAAGGGACAAAGCCAUCGCUUAAGGAAGUUUUCAGCGCCGUCCAAGAAGUAGUUGCAAAGUAUUCAAUUGUCUAUAUCGUGGUCGAUGCUCUGGAUGAGUGUCGAACUAGCGACGGCACUCGCACCCAAUUUCUGGCCAGACUUCGGGAGCUACAAGCGGGACGAGACGUUCGCCUCAUGGCCACUGCGCGGUUUAUACCUGAGAUUGAGGCUGAAUUUCAAACAGCAGAGAAGCUAGAAAUACGAGCUAGCGAUGAGGAUGUGAGACGAUUCGUGGCCGGCCAGACGCACCGAUUGCCUAGAUGCAUUCAGCGUGACCCUGUGCUGCAGAGAAUGGUGGAAGAGAAGAUCCUGGACAGAGUAGACGGUUUCUUCUUGCUCGCCUACACAUCGAUUCUUUGUUAGAUAAGACAACGGCGAGACAGGUUAAGACGACGCUAAAAACCCUCUUAAAAGGCUCAGCCGCACUCGAUAAUGCAUAUAAGGACGCUUUACAGAGAAUUAAGGCCCAGUUAGGCGGCCACUACGAACUGGCUAAGAAAGCCCUGUCAUGGAUUACGUAUGCGAAGAGGCCGCUUACCACAGCUGAGCUAUGCUGUGCUCUAGCAAUAGAGCCAAAGGAAACAGAGCU
Messenger RNA from Paraphaeosphaeria sporulosa, 1776 nucleotides. RefSeq lists its product as uncharacterized. The record is from RefSeq and is a predicted model, not a curated record. The transcript is spliced from 3 exons. The coding region runs from base 249 to 1550 and encodes 433 amino acids. Gene Ontology annotation, molecular function: ATP hydrolysis activity. Lineage: Eukaryota; Fungi; Ascomycota; Dothideomycetes; Pleosporales; Didymosphaeriaceae.